Dictyostelium discoideum AX4 is the source of this 7416-nucleotide messenger RNA. RefSeq lists its product as hypothetical. NCBI's taxonomy places the organism in Eukaryota, Evosea, Eumycetozoa, Dictyosteliales, Dictyosteliaceae. The record is from RefSeq and is a predicted model, not a curated record. Gene Ontology annotation, biological process: fatty acid biosynthetic process. The transcript has 2 exons. Bases 1 to 7416 code for a protein of 2471 amino acids. Gene Ontology annotation, molecular function: oxidoreductase activity; transferase activity; 3-oxoacyl-[acyl-carrier-protein] synthase activity.
AUGAAACAAAAUAAAAUAAAUAAAGCAGAAAUUUUACAAGUUGAUGAUAAACAUGUUGAAGAAAAUUUAGUUGCAAUUGUUGGUGUUGGCUUUAGAUUACCAAGUGGAAGUAUUGAAAAUGAAAGAAACAAUACACCUCAAACAUUAUGGAAUAAUUUAAUAAAUGGUUUCGAUGGUGUAGUGAAAACAUCAGAAAGAUUCAAUGAUAACUUUUUCAAAAAUCAUGAAAUUGCAAAUAAUUAUUCAGGACUAUUACCAUUGGAUGAAGUUAAAUCAUUUGAUCCACUCUUUUUUGGUAUUAAUCCAAAUGAAGCACCAACCAUUGACCCAAUUCAAAGAUUAUUAUUAAAAUGUACAUGGGAAGCAUUAGAAGAUUCAUUAAUUGAUCCAAUUUCAAUCAAAGGUACAGAUACUUCGGUUUUCAUUGGUUGUACCGAAAGUGACUAUCAUAAUAUCAAUAAAAAUGAAGUAAAAUCAAAUGUAUUCUCAAGUUUAAAUCAUGCGAUUUCAAAUAGAAUCUCCUAUUGUUAUGAUCUUCAUGGUAAUUCAAUAACUCUAGAUACUGCAUGUUCAUCAUCUUUAAAUGCAAUCGCAUUAGGAUAUGAUUCAAUCAAAAAUAAAAAAUCAAAAAUGUCAAUUGUUGGUGGUGUUAAUAUAUUACUUGACUCUUACUUUUUUAAAGCAUAUUCUUCAUUGAAUAUAUUAAGUAAAUCAAAUGGUAGAUGUAAAUCAUUUGAUGCAUCAGCUGAUGGUUAUGUAAGAAGUGAAUGUAUUGGUGUUGUGGUUUUAAAGAAUUUAAAAGAUGCAAUUAAAGAUGGUAAUAGAAUUUAUUGUACAAUAAAUGGUGCAAGUGCAAAUGUUGAUGGUAUUGGUUAUUCUGAUAAAUCAAAUUUCUAUUCACCAUCAUCAAUUUCACAAUCUGAAAAUUUAAAAAAUGCAAUUCAAUCAACCAAUGGAACUGUUAAACCAUCUGAUAUAGAUUAUGUUGAAGCACAUGGCACUGGUACACCAACUGGUGAUCCAAUUGAAGUUGAAGGUAUUUCAAAAGUUUUUAAAGAUACUCGUUCAACUGAUACUCCAUUAUUAAUUGGAUCAUUUAAAUCAAAUAUUGGUCAUUGUGAAGCUGCUUCUGGUAUUGCUUCAUUAAUCAAAUGUUGUUUAAUGUAUAAAAACAAAUGUUUUGCACCAAAUAUUCAUUUUAAAACACCAAAUCCAGCAAUUAAAUUUAAAGAAUGGAAUUUAAAAGUUGUAACUGAACCAAUUCCAUUUAAUAAAUUUAAAAAUACUUCAAUGGUUGUUAAUAAUUUUGGUGCAACUGGUUCAAAUUGUUGUUUAGUAUUAUCUCAAUUUAAUUAUAAUACUAUAAAUAAUAAUAUAAAUAAUCAUAAUAAUAAUCAUAAUCAUAAUCAUAAUCAUAAUAAUAUAAAAAUAAAUAAUUAUUUAAUUCCAUUUUCAGCAAAUUCAGUUGAAUCAUUAAAAAAAUAUCAAUCAUUAAUUAUUGAAAAUAAAGAAUAUGAAUCACAAUAUAGUUUUGAAGAAUUUGUUAAAAAUCAAAUUUAUAAUAAAUCAACAUCACUUUAUCAAAGAUCAGUAAUUGUUGCAAAAGAUUGGAAUGAUUUUAAUAAUGUUGAAAAUCAAGUUAAAUAUCAAACUUCAAGUAGUACUUCUUCAAAUAUUACAAUUACAAAUAAAAAUAAUAAUCCAAUAACUGUAUUUGUAUUUUGUGGUCAAGGAUCACAAUAUAAUACAAUGGCAUUAGAAUUAUAUAAAAAUGAAAAAGUAUUUAGAAAUUCGAUGGAUAUGCUAGAUAAUAAAAUGAAAAAUUAUUUUGGAUAUUCAAUUUUAGAGAAAUUAAGAGCAAUUCAAGAUAGUGAUAAAUGUUCAGUUCAUGAACAAACAAUGGCACAACCAUCAACUGUAAUUAUUCAAGUAUCAUUAUAUGAACUUUAUAAACAUUGGGGUAUAAAAGCAUCAUUUAUGUUGGGUCAUAGUCUUGGUGAAGUAACAACUGCUUAUUGUUCAGGUAUGAUUGAUAUUGACCAAUUAUGUUAUUUAAUUUAUCAUAGAUCAACAUUACAAAUAAGAACAAAUGGGUCAGGUAAAAUGUUAUCAAUUAACAUUAGUUCAGAUGAAUAUAAAACUAACUAUAUGUCACGUUACCCAACUAUUGAAAUUGCAUGUUAUAAUUCACCAUCAUCAAUUGUAAUCGCAGGUAAUGAACAAAUUUUAAAUGAAAUUUCAAAAGAAUUAAAAGAAAAAGAAAUAUUCUCAGCAAUGUUAGGAAGUUUAUCAAGUUUUCAUACAAGUAGUCAAAAUAUAAUUAAAGAUGAUAUUUUAAAUUUAAAUAUUCAAUCAAGUCAACCUGUUAUUCCAACAUUUUCAACAGUUACAUCAAAUUUAUUUAAUGAAUCAACUAUUUUUGAUUCUGAAUAUUUCUUUGAUAAUAUUUCAAAACCAGUUUCAUUCACUCAAACAAUUUCAAAUUUAUAUAAACAUAUUGAAGAUAAUCAAAUCGGUUCAAAUAUUGUAUUCAUUGAAAUUGCACCACAUCCAACAUUAUCAUUUUAUUUAAAACAAAUGAUUCCAAAACAAUCACAAUACUUUAGAAAUGGUGAAUCAAUAUCAGUUUAUUCAACACUUCACAAGAAAAAGAAUGAUGUUGAAGAAUUUCAAAAAUCAAUUUCACAAUUAUUUUGUGAUGAUGCUUAUGAUAUUAAUUUUAAAUGUCAAUUUAAUAAUAUAAAUAGCAAUAUUGAGGCUAUUAGUAAUUUUAAUUUACCAUUAUAUCAAUGGGAUGAUCAACAUUAUUGGUUAAAUAAAUCAAUUGAACAUAAAAAUAAUUUAAUUGGACCACCAAUUUCAAUUCUCGGUAAUUCAAUGCAAGAUUCAAAUCCAUUUAUUAAAUCAUAUCAAACAAUAAUUGAUACUGGAAAAGAUGCAUUCAAAUAUUUAAAAGGUCAUAAUGUAUCUGAUAAAUGUUAUUUCCCAGGAACAGGUUAUAUUGAUAAUAUAUUUAAAUUAUAUCCAAAUCAAGAUUUAACAAUUAAUUCAAUUGAAUUUAAGGUACCAUUUGUAUUAACCGAUGGUAUUGGGCAAUGUUUACAAACAAAUGUUUAUCAAACUGGUAAAAGUGAAUAUAGAGCACAAUUUCAUUUAAAAGAUGAAAUGAAUAAUCAAUGGAUAAAUACUUCAAAUUCUAAUUUCCACUUAAAUAGUAAUGAUAAUUAUCAUGAAGAAAAACAAAAAUUGGAUAUUCAAGAUAUUAAACAAACAAAAUGUAAUUUAUCAUCAAUUCCAUGGGAUGAAUUUUAUUCACUAAUGAAAACUCAAUUGGGUGCAAACUUUUAUGGUAUUUUUAGUAAAGUAGUUGAAUGUUAUAUUGGUGAUAAUUGUUCAUUAACUGAAAUAUCCUUAGAAUUACCUGAAAACUUUCAUGAUGAACAAUCAUUUUUCAAUUGUCCACUCAUUGAUGCUUGUUUCCAUGGUACCGUUAUUCUAUACAUUCAAAAGAAUUGUAAAAUUGUAACAGAUAAAGUUGAAGGUUUAAGAUAUUAUGCUUCAAAUAUUCCAAAAAAUAGAGAUGAACAUUCAAGUAUCUUUAUUUAUUCAACUUUAAAAUCAUCUCCAUCUGAUGAUUUACUCUCUUCAUCUAUCGUUGUUAUGUUAGAAGAUGGUACUGUUAUCAUUGAAGUUGAUAACUUGGUAGUUAAAUCAUUAACACCAGUUAAAGAUCCAUUAUUAAUUGAAACUCCAUCUGAUUUUAUUUAUACACCAUAUCUUCAAUCAAAAGAUUCACAAAUUCAAUCACCAUUAGAAUUUAAAUCAAUUUAUCAAAAUAAUCAAGUAGAUGAUGGUUUAUUAAUUCCAAAUGUUGUUAUAGAAACUAUUAAACCAUUAAUUAAUAGAAAGAUGGAAUUUAGAAUUUUAGAAUUUGGUGGUAAUAAUUUAUCAAAAUCAACUUUAUUAUUGAAUGAAAUCAAUUCAUUACUCGAAGAAAAUCCACAUUAUGAAAUUGAUAUUGAAUAUACAUGGAGUGAUAAUAAUUCAUCAAUUUUAAAAGAUGCUAAAUUAGAAUUAUCAAAAGUAGAUAAGGGUUAUUUAAGUAUUCUUUAUCGUUCAUUAGGUUUAGAUGUUGAUAAUUCAUUAUUAGAAAAACAAAAAUUAAAUCCAUCAUAUUAUGAUUUAAUUAUUGUUUCAAAUAUUUCAAAUUUAACAAAAGAUAUUGAAUAUUCAUUAAAUCAAAUUUAUCAAAUUUUAACACCAAAUGGUUAUUUAAUAAUAAAUGAACAACAACAACAACAACAACAACAACAACAACAACAACAACAACAACAACAACAACAACAACAACUAUUAAAUAAUGAAAAUAAUAAAGAAUCAUUGAAAAACUUAUUGGUUAAUUGUAAUUUCAAUUCUGAUAUAAUGAUUAAAUCUUCAAGUAUAUCUGAUAGUGAUAUUAAAUCAAUUAUUAUUCAAGCUCAAAAACCAUCAUUAAAAUUACAACCAAAAACAAUAAACACAUUUGAUCAAGUAAUUUUAUAUUGUUAUCAAGAUGAACAACUCCAACAACAACAAUUAAUUAAUAAAUUUGAAAAUCAUUAUAAUAAUUGUAAAAUAAUAAAAGUAUCAACAAUUGAAGAAUUUUACAAAUUAUCAACAACAAUUACAAAUAAUUCAAUCAUUUAUUUUAUUAAAUCAAUUGAACAAUUAACAUUGGAAAACUUUAAAUCAGUAACAUUUGAAUAUGUUCAAAUUAAUCAAAAAUUAUAUGAAUUAAAAUCAAAAUGUACUCAUGUUUUAAUUACAUGUGAUUCACAAUCAAGUAAUUAUUUAUCAUCAUCAGUUUUAGGUGCAGCAAGAUACUUUGAUGAAAUUCCAACUUUACAAUUAUUUACAUUGGAUUUUGAUAAAGAUUCAUUAACAAAUGAUUUGGAUUUAUUCAAAACCAUUGAUUAUUUAAUUAAUCCAAAAAAUAAUAUUCAAAGAGAAUUUUAUAUAAAAAAUAGUGGUACUGUUUAUUUUGAAAUGUAUAAAAAAGAAUUAAAAAAUUUAAAGAAUUCUUAUAAAUCUGAAUCAUAUCAUGAUUUAUCAAAACAACAAGAUCAAUUAGUUUCAAAAUUAGAUGAACAUUUUGAAUAUCAAUUAAAUUCAAAACAAAUUGAUUUAGAACCAUAUGAAAUUGAAGUAAAAGUUAAAGCAACUGGUAUAAAUUAUAAAGAUUAUUUGAAAUAUAAUGAAAUGAUAAAAGUAAAUGAAGCUGGUAUUGGUUUUGAUUUUUCUGGUGUAGUAAGUCGUGUUGGAAUUAAAUCAUCUAAAGAAUUUAAAGUUGGUGAUCAAGUUUAUGGUAUUGCAUAUGAAACAUCAUCAUCUCAUAUUAUUAUUGAUUCAUUAUUAGCAUGUCAUAAACCAUCAAAGAUUACACAUGUUCAAGCAGCUUCAAUUCCAGCAGUUUAUUCAACAUCACUUUAUUGUUUAUAUGAUGUUGGUAAUUUAAGAGAUGAAGAAUCAGUAUUAAUUCAUUCAGGAUCUGGUGGUGUUGGAUUAUCAGGAUUGGAAAUAUUAAAAUCAAAUAAUCAUUCAUCACCAAUAUUUGUUACAGUUGGAUCAGAAGAAAAGAAACAAUAUCUAAUUAAUACCUAUGGUGAUUUAAUUACUGGAAUUUAUUCAACAAGAGACACAAAUUAUCAAAAACAAAUUAAAAACAAAUUAAUUGAAUUAGGUUAUGAAACUCAUGGUGUUGAUUUAAUUAUUAAUACUUUAUCAAGUGAAUUUAUGGAUACAAAUUUUAAAUGUUUAAAUCCAAAAGGUAGAAUUGUAGAUUUAACAACUACUCAUUUAAAUCCAAAUGAAUUUAUUGAUAAUAGUAGAUAUAGAUAUAAUAUUGGUUAUAAUAGUAUUGAAAUUUUAAAAGUUGGAAAAUCAACAAUUAAGAAAUUAUUACAGUCAAUUUCAAAAUCAAUUGAAAAUGAAACUUUAAAUGCUUUAAUACCAAUUACAGAAUUUUCAAAUUCAAAUAUUAAAAAAUCAAUUGAAUCAAUUAAAGAAAGAAAACAUGUUGGUAAAAUUGUAAUUUCACAUGAUACUGAUAUCAUAGAUAAAUUAAUUGAAAAAGAAUCAAUGAUUGAUUAUUCAAUAUUAAAAUCAGAUUAUAAAAUUAAAAAUCUUGGUAAAAAUGUAUUGGUUACAGGUCAAACUGGUUUAAUUUUAGAAGUUUUAAAAUGGAUAACAAAAUAUAAUUCAACUGUUGAAAAUAUAAUUAUUCUUUCAAAAUCAUCAUUAAAAUGGGAAUUAGAAUUUUUAAUGAAUUAUAACAACAACAAUAAUAAUAAUAAUAAUAACAAUAAAAUUAAAUAUCAUUUCAAAAAAUGUGAUAUUAGUAAUUGGAAUUUAAUUAAUAAAACAAUUGAUCAAGUUUUAAAAGAUAAUCCAACAAUUACAAAUAUUGAUUCAAUAUUUCAUUUUGCAGCUUUACAAAUUAAUAAAAAACUUAAAGAUAUUGAUAUGAAUAGUUUAAAUGUUUCGCAUAGUGCAAAAACGUUUGGUGCAGUUAAUUUACAUAAUUUAUCAAUUAAAAGAGAUUGGAAAAUUAUUAAUUUCAUUUUAGCAUCAUCAGUAGUUUCAGUAUUAGGUUCAUUUGAUCAAUGUAGUUAUGUUUCAGCAUGUUGUGUAGUGGAUUCGUUAUCACAAUAUCGUAAAUCAAUUGGAUUACCAUCAUUUACAAUUAACAUUGGUGGUGUAAGUGAUAGAGGUUAUCUUUCAAGACAUAAACUUGUUGAAGCAGUACUAGGUGGUCAAGGUGUUGAAUUAAUAUCACCAAAUCAAUUAUUGGGUACUUUAGAUUUACAAAUUCAAAAUCCAAAUAUGCCAACCAAUGCAUUUGUUAAUAAUUUCAAUUGGCCAUUAUUCAAAAGUUUUAAACAAAAACUUCAUCAAAAAUUUGAUUUCAUUUUAAAUCCAAUUAAUGUUGAUAAUUCAAUAUCAAUGGAAAAUGAUACCAAUCAAUCAUCAUCAUCAACAAAUGUAAAAAAUAAAUUUUUAAACAAAGUUUCUGAACUUCUUUCAAUUGAUCCAUCAAAAAUUAAUACAAAUAUUAAAAUGAUAAACUAUGGUGCUGAUUCAUUAAUUACAGUACAAUUAAAGAAUUGGGUCGAUAAAGAAUGGUCUCCACAUCUUAUUACAAUUCAACAAAUUCAAUCAAAUUCAAUUGGUAUGGUUUAUCAAAUUAUAAAUGAUUCAUUAGAUAAAAAGAAAAAAGAAAUGGAUGAAAAAUUAUUACCAAUAACAGCAAAAACAACAACAACAACAAAAAAUGAUCCAAAUGAUAAAACUGAAUAUAAAUAUAUUGCAGGUGGUGAUUGUUGUAGGGAAUUUUCAAUAAAAUUUCACUACAGUAGCGUAGUGAAUUUUAUUAUUUAA